Molecule: messenger RNA, 1138 nt
Organism: Lingula anatina
Lineage: Eukaryota; Metazoa; Brachiopoda; Lingulata; Lingulida; Lingulidae
Product: fucolectin-1
Source: RefSeq, a predicted model, not a curated record
GCAACGAGUUCACAUUAAACGAUUGAAACUGGUCGUUCUUGUCAGUGUGGAUUUCCUCUGUAGCGUUUAGACGUAACGAUUUCGACCGCGAAUCUGGUAGUUUAUACUGACGCGUUAUCCUAACUAAAAGUUUCCAACGGUGUCCGUAUUUCGAAACUAAUUCUAAAUUACGUUUAUAUCUAAAUUUGUGCGGUUCCGGACAGGCAGUUGCUGAGAUAACAAGGUGUGUGGCUAUAGCAUGGUGGUUCUAAGACCUCUUCUUGUCGGAGUUACUGUUAUAUUUUUGGAUGUAACACUAUGCAGAAAUUGCACGAAGAAUUUGGCUAAAGGAAAACCGGCCUACCAAAGUUCCAUCUACCAGACGCGCAAUGCCAGCCUUGUUGUGGAUGGUAACUAUGAUGACGACUACCACCAUCGGAGUUGUAGCCAUACAGGAUGGGGUCAGGGUCAAUGGUGGCUGGUGGAUUUACAAACCACGGAGAGGGUGGCUGGUCUAAUUAUAACAAACCGUGGCGACUGCUGUCCUGACCGUUUGAAUAAUUUCGAGGUGAGAGUUGGAACCUCUUUUGCGGAUAGUGCAUCAUUCACCCAGUACAAACUCUGCGCCAGUUACCCGGGGGUGGCACCUGUGGGGAACACAUCUCUGUCCUGUGGGUCACCACUGACAGGACAAUAUGUGUUGAUUAUUAAAGUUGGUAGUGACGAUGAUCCAUUGCAGCUUUGUGAAGUGGAAGUUUAUGGUAUUACACGUUCAACUACGUUCAAACGAACAGCAGCAGGUGUUCGCGCACCCCUUGUGCCCUUGUCCAGUCUGAAUGUCCGCAGCCGCAGGGAAUGCAGCAUCUCCUGUAUGAAACAGUGGAAGUGUGUGGCCAUAAACGUUCUCUGUUCUGGAAAUGACCAAUGUGUCUGUGAACUUCUGCCCAGUACUGCCCAGUACGGCGACCUGCUUCCAGAUACUGGUUAUGACUAUUAUGAAGACAAUUGCUUGGGGACAGUGUAGAACGAGACUAAUGAAUGUGGCUAAAUCACUUUCAAAAAUACCCCAGGGAAGCAUCCAUGACUAUUCCCAGAGAUUUAGAUCGAUCUAGAGAUUAAGAUUUAGAUCGACCUAACUCCCUGGGGGUUCACGCUAAAU